AUGGCUUCUACCAUGACAAGUCGAGAUAGAUUUAGAACAGAAGGAACCACCACAUUGGAUGACACUAAUCAUUUGUUGUACGAUUUAGAAAGAAAAUUAUCAUUAACUUCCAACACCUCAUCUCAACAAACACACACAUCAUCAGUAGUACAUAGUAGUCAUUUAUUGGGACUAGGGAGACAAAAUAUUCAGAGUCAAGUAUUAAACCAAAUCAUGAACGACGAAGAGUUGAAUAAUCAAGAUGAUAAACACCAAAGAAUCCAUAAUAGUAUUUUCAACCCCGAUGAGAUUUUCCAAGAGAGACAAAAUAACAAAUACAUGACAUCUAAAUUUGCCAAGAAUUACAAUGAUGAUAAUCUAACGAAAAAUCAUAAAUUGAAUAGAAAGAAUUCGUUAAAUAUAUCCAAAUCCAGACUAGAACGAAAUUCAUGUACUUCAGAAGAUAUACAGAAUAAUAAACCACUACCACCAGCACCACCACAACAACAACAGGAGAAUAACGAGUAUGAUAUUAACAAAUCAAUAAGUGGAAUUCAUGAAGUUGAAGAUCCAUCAAUGUUUGAGUCUGAAGAAGAUUUAUUAGCCAAUCAUCUUCAAAUGCCUCAAGAAGUAGAACAUAACAACAACAAUCAAGAAGAACCAAGGUAUGGAAUAUUUUAUGGUGGAGAUGAUUAUGAGGAUUCUGAUUCUGGUGACGAAUCUGAUAGUGAAGGCGAUAUUCCUCUUUCUCCACCAAGAUCACCACCACGAGAUCUAGAUCCUGAUAAAUUGUAUGGUCUUUAUGAUUUUUCUGGUCCUGAUCCUUCUCAUUGUACUCUUCUGGUUGAUGAACCAGUAUAUUUAAUAAAUGAUGAAGACAAUUAUUGGUGGCUCAUUCGAAAAUUGACAAAACUUGAAAGAUUGAAAAGAAUGAGAUUGAAUGGUCAGGAAUUCCAAAUUGAUAUUGAAUCUGAUGAAGAAGAUGGGAAAAUUGGAUUUGUUCCUGCUGAAUGUCUAGAAACUCACGGUGAAAGAUUAGCUCGUUUAAAUUGUUUUAAAAAUGAAGAAUUGGAAAAAAAAUCACCAACACCAUCAUCACUUCAAGAAUCAACUGAUAGCUUUAAAAAUCAACGUCAAACUGCUACUACCAAAAAAUCUGUUACAUUUGAAAAUUUGGGUGAUAUAAUCGACGACUAUUCCGAUGAAGAAAUAAAAAGUGAUCAUGAAAACAUACGACAGAAUUUGGAUCUAUAUAACAAUCUAGAACCACCUACUCAUUUACAAGAAAUUAAAGAACCAGAAGUUUUAAGUGAUGUUUAUCCAGCAGAAACUCCCUUGAUAAUUUCAAAGAAUAACAACAACAAUAAGGAUAGUAGUAAUAAAACAGCUACACCAACGUUUCAAAUGUCAAACACAUUUGAUGCUGUAUUUGUUCAACCUAAACAGAGAAGUAGUGGUUUAUUUGAUGAUGCUUCAAUUGGUUCAUAUUCUCCAGACACCCCUGUUAAAGCUAAAUCUCCAUUAAGAGUAGAAGUUCAAGAUGAUGACAGUGACGAAAUGGGAAGAAAUAAUAGUUUAUCUAGUAUGUCAAGUUUGCGUCGAUCAGUGAUUUUAGACAGAUUAACUCAAAUGACAAGUGACAUACAAGAACAACUACAACUAGAUGGAUACAAUGAAGACGAAGACGAAGACGAAGAAGAACAGGAAGAAGAUGCCGGAGAAGUAGAAGAAGAACUCGAUGAGGACAAGCAUAAGGAGGACGAUGAGACUGAGAAAGAAAGUACCGAUGUUGAACAAGGAAGUAGUAGAGACAGUGACCACGAAGUCCAUGGGUUUUCUUUUGAGGAAUCAAGUGAACAGUUUACUAGUGACGAUGAUUAUGAUGACGACGAUGAUGAUAAUGUGGAACAUCAUAGUCCAAGUAAUGAUGGUAAUGUUGAAAGUCAGGACUACGAUUACCAAAAUGAUGAUCAUACUCCACAACUGAUUGAUCAGCACGAUUAUAGCAAACAUCAACAACAAACACCAACAAACUUUCAUUCAAUUUCAUCAGCCAUUUCUCCAAAACUCCAGAGACUGUUGAGUACAACCCUGAGUUCUGUACAACAUCGUACACCACCUCCAGUCAGUCAACUUACUUCGCCAAAUUCUCAUCGUUCUCCACCACCACAAUCACAUCAACAAUAUGCGGUAUCACCAUUAAAUUAUAAUCGUUUACCAAGAAGCACCACCAGUAUUGAUGAUGAAACUAGUAGUACAGAAGAGAAUAAUGAUGAUAAUAUAACCCCAUUAACUAGCAUGAAUUCAUUAACACCAAUUGAAGAAAGAAGAAAACUGAAACCAGUACAUGAAAUGUUUAUGCCAAUCUUGGGUAAAUUUGAUGAACUUGCUGAAAAGUUGGCAGAAUUGGAUGAUAUACUUUAA
Messenger RNA from Candida albicans SC5314, 2403 nucleotides. It is a transcript of the gene BUD14, whose product is annotated as protein phosphatase regulator. The coding region runs from base 1 to 2403 and encodes 800 amino acids. Gene Ontology annotation, molecular function: protein binding. The record is from RefSeq and is a predicted model, not a curated record. Gene Ontology annotation, cellular component: cell tip; microtubule cytoskeleton. Gene Ontology annotation, biological process: establishment or maintenance of actin cytoskeleton polarity. The transcript has a single exon. Lineage: Eukaryota; Fungi; Ascomycota; Pichiomycetes; Serinales; Debaryomycetaceae.